AGUAGUCACCGUGCCAUUGGUCAGUGUAGUCUGGUCACGUGGGUUUCGCGCACUGCUGGAACACUGAAGAAAUUGCCAGGGCAGAGCCGUCGCAAGGCUGAUGGUCUGAGGUUGGGGGCGAUAGCAAAAAAAAAAACAAGAAACCCGACCAGCAAAAGUAUCCAGGGGUGGUUAGGGGGUUGCCUCUGAACACUAGAACCAGAGUCUCCAAACGUAGAAAAAAAAGGGGUGACUUGUGCAGAAAGUGAUCCGCGUGAGUAGCCCCCCGAAUGCAGACAAGUGGGAAUCCCCUACUUCCAACUUAGCGACUUUCUCAGUCGCGUCUUUCAGUUGAACGUGAACGGUCGUGAGGUAGCCGGUGAUCGUGUAUCUUAAGAGGAGUGACUAAGUGAAAGUUGAACCCCACCUUCAAGGUGCUUGUGAUAGUGGCUGAUAUUCAAAAAAAAAAUAUAUAUAUACAUAUUGUGAUUGAUCAAGAAACAGCCGUCGGAAAGUAAACUGAGAACCUAAAGAUGGGACCUAGGGGAGGUGUUAGUUAAGUCGAGGUUCCAAUUAAAAAAAUAAAUAGUGCUAGUACUAGUGACAAUAUGCAAGAAAAGUGUAACAGUCUGGACCCACAGAUGGGAACACAGAUAAAGUCAGAAUCGCCAAUGAAUACCCUCCAAGGGGGUCUUCAGACCCAGCAGGCCAACCAGCAGGGUCAGCUGGGUAUUAAGCUGGGACAGAACUGUGAUAAAAGAGCAGAUACGGCCUAUUGGAUGACCACAGAAAGUGGUUUCAUUAACUCUCAGCCCUCAAUGGCGGAGUUCCUGACCCACAUUGGACCUGAGAGCCCCAAGAUGGGACCCCAGGGUUAUCCUGUGGUCAGCCCAGAUGGCAUGGAUGGGGUACCCGAGUAUCCGUGGAUGAAGGAGAAGAAGACAGCUCGAAAGAGCAAUGCUCAAGAAAAUGGACUACCGCGUCGUCUCCGGACCGCCUACACCAACACGCAGCUGCUGGAGCUGGAGAAGGAGUUCCAUUUCAACAAAUACCUCUGCCGUCCUCGACGAAUCGAAAUAGCCGCCAGUCUGGAUCUCACGGAGAGACAGGUUAAAGUUUGGUUCCAAAAUCGUCGGAUGAAGCACAAGAGACAGACACUGUCCAAGACCGACGACGAAGACUCCAACAAAGACGGUUUAAAAGGUGAUGAUGACAGUCAACCUUGUAACUCCAACUCAAAGAAAUCCUGCCAAGGGUGCGAACUUCCAUCCGACGAUAUUCCUGACUCCACGUCCAAUUCUCGUGGCCACAACAAUAACACUCCAAGUGCCACAAACAACAACAAUAAUCAAAAUUCAAACAGUGCAACACCAAAUUCCAGCAGCUUGGAUCUCGGAACGCCGACCAACAACGGGGUCGUUUCUAACGGAAUCAACGCAACGAGCAUCAUCAGCGCGGAUUCCAGCGUGGCGUCAAGUGUUAGUCUCGAUGAUGACGACGAGGCUCCGUCCAAGGUGAAGAAGAAAGAUGAAAAUCACAUUGUAAAGAAGGAGGCCGUGUCCACGUCGAAGCAGUCCACCUACUUCGGCAACUACGAACUAUAUCGGCGCGAGAACGAAGUGUCUCCACUAGCGGGCGUGGCGGCGCCAAUAGCGCCAACAAAUGCGCCCUACCCCCGAGCCCAGAUGGCCCAAAUCAAAGGACCCCAACAGAGGUAUCAAAGUGCCUCAAUGGACCCAGCUUCUGGCUACUUCCCCGGCUACUACAAACAGCAGCAGCCUGAGUACUAUGGGAAAUAUGAAAUAGAAUUUACGAGCCAUCAAAAGCCCAUGAUGGGCCAACAUCAAGAAUAUCACCAGAUGAAGGGGGAUUUCGGGCACAAAGUGGGCAACUUUCAUCAGGGGCAAGCGUACUAUCAAGAGGGCGGUGUCUCUGGCGUUCAGUAUCCCCCCAAUCAGUACCAAGGCUACCCCACGGACUACGAUGCGUCCUCAAUGGACCCAUCUGUGUACUACGAACCUAAGACACAAACCAACUACUACGAUGGUAUGAACUACCAACAGCCCAGCGAAUACCCCGCCGAGGCCUACAUGACGCCACCAGCUGGCGCCACCAUCCAAUCCACCGACAACUGUGAUAAUUUCGCCACUUUCCAGCAGUACUAUGAGUCUCCGAAUGGGAAUCAAGUCUCAGCUCCUGCCAGCCAUCUCACACACCAUCAUGGCAUUCAUGCAGCGAAUUUUGUAGGGACGCAAAACAUGCCACAACAACAGAUGGCAGCACAGACACAACAUCAAUACACCGGCGGUGUGAAUCCCAAUACGGCGAAUCUGGUAGCGUUGGAAAACAGCAACAGCUCGUCGGAUUUCAACUUCCUCAGCAAUUUAGCCAACGAUUUCGCCCCCGAGUACUACCAACUGAGUUAGUCACUUUCUGGGGCAGAGGGCCUACUUGGAAUCGCUGAGGAGCCCAUGGAAUAUUAUUGUAAAUUCAAUGGUAAUGUCCGAUAAAGGGGUGGAUAUAACAAAGAAAAAACAUUCUAAUAUCGUCCAUGAAAUCUCUCUUAAGAGAAUGGAUUAAAAGAAUUUCACUCAAGAAGAAGGGGCAUGGUCGGAAGUGGUGCACAGAUACUGAAGAUUUUUCAUAUGAUAAGUAUCAUAAGGCAAUGGUGGACACAUUAUCAUAACAUCUUCCUCUAGCACAAGAAGUUAUCAAUGGUACUUUCCAAAACAUUACAGAUAAACAGAAGAAUUUUAUGGAAUACAAAAAAUAUUGAGGAAGAGAUUUUAAUAAAGAUCUAAAUAUUCUGUUUAUACAGACUGUAAAAUAAUUCUAUUUUGAUUUUUUUGACAGAGAAAAUAUUUAAAUAGGUAAAAAAAAAAGUUUUCAAUUAAAAAAAUGCAAUAUUAAAAACUAUUAAGGAAUUGAUUUUAAAAAAAAUUAUUUUCAAUUGCAAUAAUGAAAUAAAUAAAAAUGUCAUGAUGCUUCCACAUUUUUCGAUUUAACGAAAUUUACAGUAGAGCCCCGCUAUAGGCCAUCGCUCUAUAGUCCACAUUUAUCGACCGUUGAUUUCAAGACACUGAUUAAAAGAUAGGUUAUGUUUUUUAGUACGCGUCAUGGAAAGUUGUCAUAAUUAUUUUAAUAUUUUUGACAAACUUUAUUGAGUAUAUUUGUGAUAAUUGUGAUCCAUAAUGAAGAGAGCGAGGACGAGUACCACAUUAGUAAAGAAAGUGGAACCCUUCGAGCAAUAUUAAUACUAAAAGUCAAUGAUAAUUUUAAAAAAUGACAUGGACUAUAAUGCGACCAAAGUGUCAAAUCUGGAACCAAAUAUGGACUAUAGCGGGACUCUACUGUAAUCGAUUCAAAUUGUAUCGCUUUGUCUUUUGCACAAAUGAUAAAUUUUUUAACCUCUUUUUUUUUUAAUCGCAAUGUGUAAAAUUGUGCAAAUUUUCUAUAGCAACACUACUCAAUGUACCGUGCUUUGACAGCUAUAGAACAAAUAAACAAACUUAAUCGUUUCGGCAAACCUUCUAGAUCAGGAAAAUUUUAUUAAAUAAAAAUGUAUAUUCCUUUCUUUCUCAAACAUCUUGGAUAUAUCUGCCUUACUCAUUCGCACUCUUCUUCUUCUUUUUAAAGUCAUAACAAAUUUAAUUUAGUUUAAUCCAAUUUUAAGUACGCGAAAGUAAGACUGACAUAUGCAAAACGUUUGAGAAAAUUUUGUGAAUUUUGAUUUCAUCAAAUUUUCCUGAUCUGAAAGGUAUAGCUACUAUAGGCAUAAAAUUUAGUAAUACAGCUAAGACAAAAAGAAAUAUUUUUGUUCAAAAUCAUACUCAUUAAUGGUUAGCUUAUUCUUUCCAUGUAAAGAAAGUAAAAUUUGAAUUUAAUCCUAAUUUAAUUUGAUUUGGAUUAGAUGAAUUUCAAUUUCAACCUGUCAGACUUCGUCAAUUUUGCGAUUUAAAAUUUGGUUCAAUAUUUAAUUUUGUUAUAAACUUUGUUUAUAUACAAUAAUUUUAUCACAAAUCACUCUCAAAUUUUCAUAACAGAUAAUUUCCAAAAUUGAAGCUAAUUGAAGUACUACGGUCAAGUGUGCUAAUCCGGGCGCUUCGCUAUCUGGAUCGUUUAUGACUAAUCUACUUAAAAUAAUAUUUUUAUUUUUAUUUCCGUAAUAUAGUCACUACAGUAACACAAUAUAAAUAUUCAAGUUUGAGAAAAAGCAAAAAUAAUAUUUUUAUCCAUAAAAUAAGUAAGUGUAAUCGACUCAUUUCAAUCUUGUGCCAGCUGGGUUCUUCAUUAAAAAUUUUCUAGCAGUGAUAUUUUCACUAAUUGCAGCUCGUUGAUUGAAAACAUUUAUUAUUUUUUCCUUGCGAAAAAAGUAUUUUAAAUCGAAAGGUUUAAUUAAAAGUGCAUUAGCGAAAAGGCGACCCAGUUAGUGCAUGCUACCUUAUUUCAGUAUUAUCAUUAUUUUAUAAAUUCUCUUUAAUAUUUUUGAUAAUUUUUUUAUAUUAUGUUUCUAAAUGAAACAGUAAAUAAUUCUAUGGAUUUAGAAGAAGUAAAAAAAGAAUUUUAUCAGUCUAAAAACAAGCGUUUAAGUAGCACUCUUCGGAAAACGAUCCAGUUACCCCACUUUACUAUAUUUAAUAUAUUUAUUUAUUAAAUUUAUUAAAUAUAUUUAUUUAUUAAAUAAUUGUGUCCACACAUUUAUCACCUACAAUCUCUAAAAAAUUGAGUUAGAAUAACCUUAUUCACAUAUAAUUAAAUAAUUUGUUGCAUAUAAGAUAUUUUAAUCCUGUUAAUAUCUCUGAUUUGCUAAAAUCUCGUAAGCUUUCAAACUUUAGCCAAUCAGAGAGCGCAACAAGAUCAAAUAUUUUAUAGAAUUAAAUAUUUAAUUACAUGUGAAUAAUGCUUCUUUCUUAAAACUGCUGAAAAAUUCGUUAUUGAAAACCUCAAUGGGUUCAUUUACAAUAAAUUACUUAGUAAAAUCAAUUGCCAGAAUAAGACUAUGCCCUCAUUGAUUCCGCCCCUUAAAAUCGGACAAAAAUUAUCCUGUAAGAAAACAUCAAUUCUAAUCUAAAAAAAAACAAA
Messenger RNA from Phlebotomus papatasi, 5061 nucleotides. It is a transcript of the gene pb, whose product is annotated as homeotic protein proboscipedia. Gene Ontology annotation, molecular function: DNA-binding transcription factor activity, RNA polymerase II-specific; DNA binding. The record is from RefSeq and is a predicted model, not a curated record. Lineage: Eukaryota; Metazoa; Arthropoda; Insecta; Diptera; Psychodidae. The transcript is spliced from 6 exons. The coding region runs from base 588 to 2405 and encodes 605 amino acids. Gene Ontology annotation, biological process: regulation of DNA-templated transcription.